Messenger RNA from Cornus florida, 1644 nucleotides. Its product is annotated as phosphatidylglycerophosphate phosphatase PTPMT2-like. Gene Ontology annotation, molecular function: phosphatidylinositol-4,5-bisphosphate 5-phosphatase activity; protein tyrosine/serine/threonine phosphatase activity. Gene Ontology annotation, biological process: protein dephosphorylation. The transcript is spliced from 6 exons. Bases 442 to 1302 code for a protein of 286 amino acids. Lineage: Eukaryota; Viridiplantae; Streptophyta; Magnoliopsida; Cornales; Cornaceae. The record is from RefSeq and is a predicted model, not a curated record.
CGAGUCCAUCGUAUCCUCUCUCAGAAGUAGGUUUUUUCGUAAUUUAACCCGACUCCGAAGGCCUACCUUUCUCUGCUCCACGCAUUUGAUUUGACUCUCAUCGAUUGAUUUUUUAUUUUUAUUUUUUCUAAUUAUACACAUCGAAUUUGCAGAUGCUUAGAAUCAGAGUCACAGAGUGCUCAUUUUCCCGUGAAUAAUCUCCGCAAAAUACCGAAUUUUAGUUUCUGUACUAUCGAAUCCAAUUUUUUUUUUUUUUUUGCCCUUUUUGAUCGAUGCAACUUUCGUCUCAUUUGGUAAAAAGUUCCAAUCAGCAACUCAUCAUACUAGUUUAGGGAUAAAUUCAGAGAUAAUAUUGUAUAGGGUUUGCGAUCAUUCGAGUGCUUUGAUAGGAAUUGGUAUUAGGGUUUUGGUUUUGUUCGAAAUCUGGUUGCGAUCGGUGACAUGAAGAUCGAAGAGUUGGACGAGGUUGAAUCUGACGGCAAAUACGAUCAAGACCGUGUUGGAGAAAGACAGAUUGUUCGGGUCGACGCGAAGAGAGCAUUGGUCGGGGCGGGAGCUCGGAUUCUUUUCUACCCGACCCUUCUGUACAAUGUUUUUCGGAACAAGAUUCAAGCUGAGUUCAGAUGGUGGGACGAAGUUGAUCAGUUUGUUCUGUUGGGGGCGGUCCCAUUUCCUAAGGAUGUUCCUCAGUUGAAGCAGCUUGGUGUUGGUGGUGUCAUCACCCUUAAUGAGUCCUAUGAAACUCUGGUUCCAACAUCGUUGUACCAUGCCCAUGGGAUAGACCACCUGGUUAUUCCAACCAGAGAUUAUCUAUUUGCUCCUUCAUUUGUGGAUAUAAACCGAGCUGUAGAUUUCAUUCACAAGAAUGCAUGCUGUGGUAGGACCACAUAUGUUCACUGUAAAGCUGGGAGGGGAAGGAGCACAACCAUUGUGCUUUGCUAUUUGGUGGAGUAUAAGCACAUGACUCCUGCAGCUGCCCUGGAAUAUGUGAGGUCUAGAAGACCUCGAGUGCUCUUGGCUCCUUCUCAGAGGAAGGCAGUUGAAGAAUUUAAACAGCGGCGUAUGGGUUCUAGUGCAGUGUCUCCUCCAGGGGAUGCAGUGUUGAUUACAAAGGCAGAUUUGGAAGGGUAUCAUGGAACCUGUGAUGAUGAUGGUGGUAAGGAGGAGCUGACAAUGAUCCCAAGUGUGGGAAGGAGUAGGCCCAUGAUGGCAAGGCUGUCGUGCCUCUUCGCAUCCUUGAAAGUUUCUAGUAGUUAUGGAGCAGUUGGCAGGCAGCAGAUGGCAGAGGCUCGUGCUUGCUAAUAAUAAGCCCAUUUUACAGUAAUAAAUUAAAUGUAAAGAGGAGCAUGAUGGAGGAAAUAGGUUUAAGAAGAAGAAUCAAUUUCCUGUGCUUCCUUCGGUAAUAUUGUGUUUUAAGAUGAGGUAGAGAGAAAUAAAGAACUGAAGUGCUCUAUUCUGUUGGUCUCACUUGUUCUACCUGGUUUAUAACAACUAGGCAUCACUUUUUGUUAUUUUCGGUGUCAGUUGGUCCUUCCUUUACUCAUUCCAUUUAGAAAAAUAGUAAUUGUAAAUUAACCUAGUGCUGCAGCAUUAGGAAAACAAGUACCUACUUGUUUUUCGUUUAUUAGAUGAUGAUUACUAAAA